Molecule: messenger RNA, 1389 nt
Organism: Fonticula alba
Lineage: Eukaryota; Rotosphaerida; Fonticulaceae
Exons: 3
Coding region: 125-1285 (386 amino acids)
Biological process (GO): transmembrane transport
Cellular component (GO): mitochondrial inner membrane
Source: RefSeq, a predicted model, not a curated record
UCUCUCUCUCUCUCUCUCCCUCUUCAUACACGCACCCUGUCCCUGCUCCCCCCCUCUCGCCCUCCCUGCCCCCAGCUCCUACUCCCCCCUCCCCCCUGCCCCCGCCCUCGCCCCCUUCACGCACAUGGGAAGCACCCCCGACGCUGGCGGAAGCCCCGCGCCGUCGGCUCUCCCCAGCCCGGCCAAGAAGCACAUGCCGGCCCCGGCCAUCGAGCUGAGCCCGGUGGACCAAGAUGCCGGGUCCCUGCCGCCGGCCGACCGGGAGGCCCCGCCGACCCCGACGCCGCCCAUCAACAAGCAAACCUUCUCCUACAUGAGCCGGUCCUUCCUGGCCGGCGGCCUGGCCGGGUGCAUCGCCAAAUCCUCGGUGGCCCCGCUGGACCGGGCCAAGAUCCUCUUCCAGGCCGGGCACCCGGAGUACACGCGCCACCGGGGGACCCUGCUCGGGGUGUUCCGCGCCCUGCGGACCAUCCACCAGCAGGAGGGCCUGCGCGGGCUCUUCCGCGGCAACUCCGCCACCCUGGCCCGGAUCUUCCCGUAUGCGGCCAUCCAAUUCAUGUCCUACGAGCAAAUCAAAGCGUUCUUCAACAAAAACCAGGACUUCGAGCAGCCAUACACCCGCGCCCUGGCCGGCGCCGGCGCCGGCAUGCUCUCCGUCCUCGGGACAUACCCGCUGGACAUGGUCCGCUCGCGGCUGGCCUUCCAGGUGGUCAACCGCACGGCCGGGCUGCCCUCGCAGCAGGCCACCACCCUGCUCGGGGCCCUGCGCGCGGCCAUCGACGAGGGCGGCGCGCGCGGGCUCUUCCGCGGCUUCGGGCCCACCAUGCUGGGCAUUGUCCCCUAUGCCGGUGUCUCCUUCUUCACGUAUGACUCGCUGAAGGCGGCCGCGCUGCGGGCCCUGGCCGCACGCGAGAAUGCCCACCUCCCGGCCGGCGCCCUGGCCGUCGAUUAUCGCGACUUGCGCAUGCCGCCCCCGGUGGCCAUGGCCGUGGGGUUCAUCGCCGGCGGUGUGGCCCAGACCGCGGCCUACCCGCUGGAUGUCGUCCGGCGGAGGAUGCAAGUGGAGGCCGUCCGGCCGCUGGCCGUGCAGAAUGGCACCCCGCUGUAUGCGCACGCGGCGCCCGACGCCUACAAGUCCAUUCGCCGGGCCUUCGGGCACAUUCUCCGAACCGAGGGCUGGCGCGGCCUCUACGUCGGGCUUUCGAUCAACUUCAUCAAGGUCGCCCCGGUGACCGGCAUCUCCUUCCUUGCGUACGAGCAGCUGAAGCAGCUCUUUAACAUCUAGACAGCCCUCCCCUUCCCCUCUGAGGAGCAGCCGGCCGCGACGCGUGUGUGUGUGUGUCCCCUCCCCGCCGGCGGCCCGGCUGCUCGCGUCCUUGCCCCCCCCCC